CUGACGUGACAGAGUCGCUGUCCUGACAGGCUCUAGAGUGAGUCAAGCUGGUUUGAGAAACAGACUACAAAACUUCUCUUGUGAAAACAGAAAACACUUCAGAUUGUAUUUUGAAAUGGACAAAGAUGUAUCGACGUGAUCCGGACGUGCGUCUUCUGUAAAACCCAAGCUGGCGGACGGAGAGCCGGAGCGGUCAGGGCAAUCAUUGCAACACUAUGAUGGAGAGAAGUCAACGAUAACAAGAAAGGGCAUGCCAAUAUGGAGCCUGCCCAGAUCAAUGUAUUUGGAGUUGGCGCGGAGAAUCGGGAUUUAGGAUUGGACAUCCAUCAGCAAGGGGAAGGAAUGGUGGUGCUGCAGGAGAUUCAGCUCAAUGAACAGGAGAAACCACAGCGUUUGCUGCAGGAAGAUGAGCCAACAGUAAUUCUCAAUAUGGCCAAAGUACCAUACAGGACAGGUGGGAAACUGCCUGAGGUGGAGCCAGACAUUUUCACCCAUGAAGAAAUUGCCCAAGAAAAGCCAUGGCAGAUCUACACCCUAGAGGGAACACGGCCCCAUGUGGUUUCCCUUAAGGUAGAGGCAGAACACUCUCCUGAGAAAGAACUUGAGAUUUGUCCGGAUGAGGCAGUGCAAGUAGAGUUGGCAGACACUGAGGAGGAAGUGAUAACAGAGGUUUGCCCCAAUAGCACCGUGUGGCAUGUGAAUUCCCUUAAUGGAGAAGAACAUAGUGAAUGCCCAGUCGUGGAGGAUGGCUCUGAAGCUAACACUAGUGCCUGUGGCACCACAGGGUCUGAGAGCCCAGCUCCAUCAAGCAGCUAUACAGACCUAUCACAGACAUCCUCUCCUUCGCUUUCUGAUCAACUCCGGCUCGGUCGUGAAGAAACCUCUGGGGCAGGACUAAAUGUUGAGUGCCGAAUAUGUGGAGACAAGGCCUCUGGGUUUCAUUAUGGAGUACAUGCCUGUGAAGGCUGCAAGGGAUUUUUUCGGAGGACAAUCCGAAUGAAACUUGAGUAUGAGAAAUGCGAACGAAACUGCAAGAUUCAGAAAAAGAGCCGAAACAAAUGCCAGUACUGUCGCUUUCAAAAGUGCCUUGCUUUAGGCAUGUCUCAUGAUGCAAUCCGAUAUGGCAGGAUGCCUGAAGCAGAGAAGCGGAAACUGGUAGCUGGGCUUCAAGCUGGAGAAGUGGAUAUCCAAAACCACGUUGGGAGCACAGAUUUCAAGUUGUUGGCCAAACAUGUCUACAAUGCUUACUUGAAGAGCCUCAAUAUGACAAAGAAGAAAGCACGCAGUAUUUUAACAGGCAAAAACAGCUCAAACCCGCCCUUCGUCAUCCAUGACAUGGACACUUUGUGGCAGGCAGAGAAUGGCAUUGUGUGGAAUCAACUAACACAUGGUGCACCGCCAAACAAAGAAAUUGGGGUUCAUGUGUUCUAUCGAUGCCAGUGCACCACUGUGGAGACUGUACGGGAACUCACAGAGUUUGCCAAAAAUAUCCCUGGCUUUGUAGAGCUCUACCUUAAUGACCAAGUCACACUUCUGAAAUAUGGAGUUCAUGAGGCCAUCUUUGCCAUGCUGCCCUCAUUUAUGAACAAGGAUGGUCUGCUUGUAGCCAAUGGAAAAGGCUUUGUGACACGAGAGUUCUUGCGCAGCUUACGUUGCCCUUUCAAUGAAAUUAUGGAGCCUAAAUUUGAAUUUGCUGUGAAGUUUAAUGCGUUGGAACUUGAUGACAGUGACCUCUCUCUUUUUGUAGCUGCCAUCAUUCUCUGUGGAGACCGGCCUGGACUCAUGAGUGUGAAGCAAGUGGAAGAAAUCCAAGACAAUAUUCUACAAGUGUUGAACCUUCACCUACUGGCCAACCAUCCCGACUCCCAGUAUCUUUUUCCAAAGCUUCUACAGAAAAUGGCAGAUCUGCGGCAGCUAGUGACUGAAAAUGCCCAGCUGGUACAGAAGAUUAAAAAAACCGAGUCAGAGACCUCACUGCACCCGCUUCUACAGGAAAUAUAUAAAGAUAUGUACUAAAUAUAAAAUACAGAUUUACACCGACUAUUAAGUAAAUCUGCUGGGAUUUAUUUUCUAAAGUAUGGUUCAUCUCUUUUUUCCCACAAGUUCUGCCUCCAGCAGGAAUCUCUCUUUGACACUUGGGUUUUGUUUUAUUUUCACCCUAAAAAAUUAACUCUUGACGUUGCCAGAAAAUUUGACAUUAACAGUGAAAUUUGAAGACGGCAUGCCCAAACUCAUUUUUAAUACAUUAUUGCUACUUUUAUUAUUGAAGAACAUUUCAACGGGUAAGCCAUUAAGCAAAUUCUGAAAGGAUAUUAGCUCAAGUUUUACUAAGUGAACAAACAUUUCCAAAAAAUGUCAUUCUGUGGGAGGACAUCCAUCCAUCCAUUUUCCAACCCGCUGAAUCCGAACAA
Polypterus senegalus (gray bichir) is the source of this 2411-nucleotide messenger RNA. RefSeq names its product peroxisome proliferator-activated receptor delta b (gene ppardb). The record is from RefSeq and is a predicted model, not a curated record. Gene Ontology annotation, cellular component: nucleus. The transcript is spliced from 9 exons. NCBI's taxonomy places the organism in Eukaryota, Metazoa, Chordata, Cladistia, Polypteriformes, Polypteridae. Bases 259 to 2016 code for a protein of 585 amino acids. Gene Ontology annotation, molecular function: zinc ion binding; RNA polymerase II cis-regulatory region sequence-specific DNA binding; nuclear receptor activity. Gene Ontology annotation, biological process: regulation of lipid metabolic process; cell differentiation; hormone-mediated signaling pathway.